This is a messenger RNA of Symbiodinium sp. CCMP2592, 3078 nucleotides long. Lineage: Eukaryota; Dinophyceae; Suessiales; Symbiodiniaceae. The record is from the annotation of a GenBank genome assembly.
AUGAUGACUGCGAAAGUGGGCCCCGACGCAAAGCCCUUCGUGGUGCAGCCCUUGAUGGAGGACAGUCCCGUGAACACGGAGUUUUUGACGACAAUGUCCGGCCAGCUUCAGAACGUUCAGCACGUCAUUGACGAUGUCACGACCCAGAUCGCAAGGCUUCAGCAGCAAAUCAACAACAAGCUGGGCCAUGUGGGCACAGUGGUGACCAUGCCCACCUUGGAUGACGGUGGCUCAAGGCGCAUCGACCUCCCAAUGGACUUGGACAACAUCACCAUGCAGCACGCACAGGGGGCAGGCACCCGAGUGCUGGAGCCCAUCGCGGAGCCUACUCCCGAGCCGGAAGAUGAGAAGGGUCCAGACGCCUCUUUAGAGCUCGAAGAGGCUGUAGAGGCCAAGGAGAAGAAGCGGACAGAAGCGGAUCAGGAAGCUAUCGAUGAGUUGGUACAUCAGUUCGAACGUUGCGAUGUUUCCACCAACGGCUUCGUGUCCGCUCAUGAGCUCGUCGCGCUGGCCUUUGCGCACGGCGAGCAGUUGCAGUUGGCCAGUGUCCUCAAGCUCUGCACGUACCUCUCUUCCAAUGUCCGGGCUUCCCUCCGGCCCACGAUGUUGGACUCCGUGAGCGAAGAGAACCUGAAGACAGAGCUGGAUGUCAACGGCUUCGUUGCUCUGCGCUUUGACAAAGAGCUCUUCGAAGCGGCUCCUACCGACAUCGUCGACGCCGCGGCUGCGCUGAACAGGGCCCUCGAUGAGGAGAACCGGAUCUACAAGUUCGAUCAUGACGCAGAUGUCAUGCGACAGCGGCAGCGCAUCUACAUGGCACGAGUAAUAAUGGAUGUCGGCAUUGUUAUCGUUAUCUCGCUGAAUGCGCUGGCCAUCGGAAUCAGUGCCGAUGCCCCGAGCUCCGACCGAGCGUUGUGGCAGGUGAUGGAACUGGUUUUCGUUGGCAUCUACUUGCUGGAGUGUAUCGUGAAGCUGGCGUUUCUAGACGGAUGGCAGUACUUCGUCGGAGCGGAUCGGAGCUGGAAUAUCUUCGACUUCACAUGCUUAAUCAUCUCAAUGAUCGAGCUAACGAUCUCCUACAUCACGCAAGCCGCAGGAGGACAAGAGGGCGAGCGAGGGGUGCUCAACCUUCUCAAGGUGCUGCGGCUGGCUCGUUUGGCCCGUCUCGUCCGCGUGAUGCGGUAUAAGAUAUUCAGGGAGUUGAAGCUGAUGGCGCUUGGACUAUUCAGCGGCUUGCAAGCACUCUUCUGGGCGAUUGUGCUGCUGAUGGCCGUGGUGUUCACGAUGGGCAUUAUCGUGCGAGAACUUUUCGGGCUACAUUCGGACAUGUUGCCGGAGUUCCAGAGCGUGGACCGCGCAAUGUUCACCCUCUUCCGAUGCUUUACGGGGACCUGCGAGACUUACAGUGGUGAUCCGAUCCCAGAGAUUCUGUUCGAUCAGCUUGGCUAUGGGUUCCCACUAUUCAUCGGCUACUUCCUGCUCAUGAUGCUGGUCAGUGUCGGGCUCUUUAACUUGAUCAUGGCCGUCUUCAUUGACAACGUCACCAAGUCGCAGAACCAGCGCAAGCAAAAGGAGCUGGGCGAGAGCGCCGAGAUGACCGAGAUUGCCUUGAAGAUGGUCCUUGCCAAGUUCAUCAAUGAGCCGCGGGCAGGAGACGAGUCCAAGGAGUUCAUGAAGCGCGUCUCUGAGGACGCCAUCCACGUGGAGUCCGAGGAUGAGGCGAAGAACUCUUCCGCGAACUCCCGUGGUUGGAUGAAGAAGGCACAGAGGUUCUGCCAGGGGUUGGACCUCCUCGCCUUCCAGGGCAAGUCGGACCUCGGAUUGGACGCGCAGAUGGCUCUCAAGGCGGAUGCGUUGAAGGGUGUUAAGAAGCACUCGGCCGCAGAGAAGAUCGUGCUGAAGGCCAUGAAGAGCACCGGCCGCAAGUAUUCCAAGCACUUCCAGCAGCGCGAGGUUCGUGCUCUCCCGGCAGACCCUGCCGACGCCGCCAGAGAGAUGCUGACCAAGGACGAGAUUGUGGCUUACAAGGCGACGAGAAGGCAGCAGCGCAUGCGAAAGGCCACCAAUGCUUACUGUGCAUUCAAUGUGCUGGAGGCCUUCGUGUCCGUGGUCGGUAUGGGGGAUGACAUCAACGCGAUCAUCAGGACUUGUCCUGCUCCUCGUGAUGGUGAGUCGGAGCUUGCCUGUCAGGUGAACGGCGCCAUUCUGGUGACCUGGGUGGCAAAUGCGGCUGCCAAGCUUUCCUAUGCCGCCACGAACUGUGCCCUCAACCUCAAUGUGGAUGCGGUGUGCUCCGUCGGCGUCACUGGCCUCGUCUCCGUGAUGGGGGAGCUGGCAGCGACUGCUUCCCUCGCCGCGGCCACAUGCACAGGGGUACCCCCUCAGCUGACAACCACCAAGAUCAGCGUUCUCGGAGACCAGACGGUACGGGAUGGCCGACGACUGCUCAUUGGAGAGGGUCCGAUUGGAGUUGGAGUGCAAUGUGGAGUGAACGUCGGCAUGGUGGUCGCCAACCUCGCCAACAUGGGCCUCUCCAUUAACUCGGCUGUGAACAGCGGCCAAUGCGGCCGCGUCAACCUCAAUGGGCCGCUCAACAAGGUCACAGGCAUCUACACUGCACUGUGCACGGUGGACAUCGGCGGUGCCAUCGCCUACAUGAGCCAGGUCGUUACCUUCAUCAACCUGAUCGUCGUACAUUGCCAGGACUUCCUGGACGUCAGCGCGCUCUGUGGUGCCAGCAUCUCCGGCAUCAUCACGUCCGCCGCUGCCAUGGCCCCGUACGGCGCCGCCGUGCAUGCUGCCUGCGCCAAGGGCAGCAUCUUGAAGAACCCCGAGGCGCAAAAGAAGAUCAGCGAGCUUUACACCGUGCCCACCCCAAGGCGCCUGGAGGAGCUCAAGGAGCUGAAGGACGCCAUGGCCAACCUAAAGGGCCUCCGCCAGCAGUUGGAGGCCAAGCUGGGCUUCAAUGCCUCAGUUCCGACCAUGUACUCCGAGGCAAACCUGGAGCAAAUGAUCCAACUUAUGGAUGACGGGGUGGCCGGCGAGGAGACGUCCACGCAGGAGGAAUGCGAAGAGUGA